Vigna umbellata (rice bean) is the source of this 821-nucleotide messenger RNA. RefSeq lists its product as uncharacterized. NCBI's taxonomy places the organism in Eukaryota, Viridiplantae, Streptophyta, Magnoliopsida, Fabales, Fabaceae. The record is from RefSeq and is a predicted model, not a curated record.
CACAUGCAACAUCUGCAGCAUACGCUCAAAAAACAUCCCUAAACACUUGCAAAGUUCAUGUCUUCAACCAUGACUACUUUCGGUUUGUCAACAGUGGUUUUUUCAGUUCUUGUUCUAACAUUAUUGUCUGCAAAUAGCCACACAACGGUUGUCGGAGCCCGCAAUCUUCUAGAACCAACAUUAUCUAAGCCAGAAAUGCCACAACUUCCCAAUGUUCCUCAGUUACCUAAGGUUUUAGAAAUACCCAAAAUUCCUGAGUUACCUAAACUUCCUGAAAUAACCAAACUUCCUGAGUUACCAAAAGUUCCAGAAUUACUCAAAGCUCUUGAGUUACCAAAAGUUUCAGAAUUAUCCAAAGUUCCUGAGUUACCUAAUGUUUCAGAUUUAUCCAAAAUUUCUGAGUUAUUUAAGAUUCCUGAAAUAACCAAACUUUCUGAGUUACCAAAGGUUUCAGAAUUACCCAAAAUUUCUGAGUUAUCUAAGAUUCCAGAAUUAUCCAAAAUUCCCGAGUUACUUAAGAUUCCUGAAUUUCCUAAAGCAUUUCCAGCUACUCAUCCUUGAGCUUGAAUUAUGUGUCUUGCAGUCUUGUCCUCUGGUCUAUAUUCCAAUUCGUAGUUCAUUUUGUUUGAUGAAUGUUAGAUUAUUUGUUGCAAACUACUUGAGUUGUUGUAAUGGUUUACUUGUAGUUUUGAAUCGUCCUAGAAGUUAUGUUCAGUUUUAAAGUUGUUUAAAUUUUUCAUGUGUCAGUUGUUAUGAAUUCAAUAAGAUUAGUAUCUAAAAUCCAGUAUAAUUAACGUUCUAAAUCUUGUGCUUUUAGUUUA